Messenger RNA from Coccidioides immitis RS, 685 nucleotides. RefSeq lists its product as uncharacterized. Bases 1 to 378 code for a protein of 125 amino acids. The transcript is spliced from 2 exons. Lineage: Eukaryota; Fungi; Ascomycota; Eurotiomycetes; Onygenales; Onygenaceae. The record is from RefSeq and is a predicted model, not a curated record.
AUGCCGUACGCUACGCACUGGGUUUGCUGUCGCUGCAAAUUCGGCCCAAUGAGUAUCGAAAACUAUCCUGCCUGCAUCAAUUGUCAACACCGCGGAGCAAAAUCACCUUGCUGCCACCACGAGUGUUUGCGAGACCACGAUAGCUACCACUACGCAGCAGAAAUGUCGUCCUACGCAGCACAACGCGAGCCAGAAUUUGACAACCCCGCGGUAAUCUCAAUACCUCAAAUGGGCCAUGACCGUCGGUACUUCCGCGCAGCGCCAACGUACCUAUAUGUCUGCUGCGGCUGCGGAGAUGGCCCAAAAGUCUACCAGCUCGAGCCUCGAUGCGUUAACUGCUCUCAUGACGCUUGCCCCUACUGCCGCUAUGUCAAAUAAGUUUGAUAAUAGCCAUCUAGGGUAAAUCGGUUGCGAUUGUACUUGCCUGUUUAUUUCGAGUCGUUCGCCAUGCACCCUGCGAUUCGACGAAACCUUUUCUUUUGACGAGCGUUUUUUAGCGAUGUAAUAUUGGAAUGGAUACAAUGACGGGAUUUUUGAUGCACGAGUUACGGAAAUUUUCAUAGAGGUUAUCGGCAUUCACUUGACUUGGUUAAUGGACAUAGCGAUGGAGUUGGGUUACUGGUCUAGGCUCGGGAUGUUGUGCUAGCAUGAUAGAAGUCUCAAUGUUUAAGCAAUCAAUUUUUCA